AUGCUGAUGCUGGCGAUCUUGACUAGGUUGUUAGUAUUUUGGAUGAGUGGAGACGAAGAUGCUGACAGUGUUCAUGGAAAUGUUAAGCAUGAAGUUCAACUGAAACCAUGGUUGGACCCUGCUGCUUUGGCUGGUGCCUUGCAGCAUUGGAGAUCCGGGGAGGUGUUUGCUCUGGAAAAUGCAAACUUUGUGUGGACAACUCGGUUGGUUUGUAAAUUUAUUAGGAGUUUCAAAUCAGCUGAAACAGCUUGGCAGUUCUUCUGCUGGGUGAUUUAUCAGCCAGGAUUUACUCACUAUACCUACAAUAUAUCGAGGAUGAUUACCAAGUUGGCUCGCCAUGGAUGUGUCCUUUUGGUUGAUCAACUCUUGUUUAAUCAACGAGAGUCCCAUAUCACAAAAAGUAUGCUGCUUCUGUAUUCGUCUCUAUUGAGGGCAUUGGAAAAGUGUAAGAUGAAUAUUGAAGCAUUAGAUAUACUUGAUGAGAUGAUUUUGCUCGGGAUUUCUCCAGAUAAACAGAUGUUUACAGGUUGA
Molecule: messenger RNA, 531 nt
Organism: Fraxinus pennsylvanica
Lineage: Eukaryota; Viridiplantae; Streptophyta; Magnoliopsida; Lamiales; Oleaceae
Source: the annotation of a GenBank genome assembly